GCCGAAGCCCCGCCCCCGCAGCUGAUGUCUUCUUCCCUGCUCUUCCGCCUGGUUCCCCUCGAAUCCUUCCCAGAGGAUUCCCUUUGAGGAUCGGCGCUGGAUCCCUCCGAGGAGGCUUCUCGGUUCUCUCGCUUCGGCCCGAGCUGCUACUCCUUUUUCGAAUUGAAGUUUUUAAAAUCAUCUGCCCGGGCAACUCCCGGGCAGUCCAGAUCUUGGUGUGUGAACACUCUGGGCUCUGGUGUGCCAAUAAAGUCUGUUUUCUCUCACCUUCCUGGUCUCGAGUCUCUCUUGGCAAACCGCGGCAGUAACUGGACAACUGGACUUUGCUGCUACAUUUCUGGUGAGCCAGCCAGGAGGCUCUGAGGGGUCUUGGGACCCUCUGGACUGUCCACCCCGGUGUCGGCGUUCAUCUCGUCAGGAGGAGCUUCCUAGCGCUCACGGACGACUUGAUCCGAGAGACUUCCUGGGAACUGGGUGACUCCGGCAGCGGCGGCGGACACUUCCAAGAACCAGUCAAGAGGGCUCAGAGACCAGGCCCCUUUGGAAGCCGGCAGUGGUGGUGGGAUCCCCAAAAGGUGCAGCCUGGAAAAACCUGCAGUCAAAGUUUUGCUUGCAAGUAGUCUGGUUACAAGGAAUCGCAAGGGAGCCACUAUGGAAAUGAUGCAAGGGGGAAAAUGCUUCAACCAAAGGAAUCACGAGAGACUCUCCACAUGCUCUGAGUGCGGGAAAUCUUUUGCUUACCGGUCCUUCCUUUUGAUCCAUCGGAAGCUGCAUACGGGGAAUGGAUCCCACCUGUGUUUUCUUUGUGGAAACUCCUUUCCUGGCAUGUGGAGCUUUGCCAAACAUCUCCGGAGCCACCCUGGACUGAGGCCUUAUAAAUGCGGAGAGUGCGGGAAGCGUUUUGCUAAAGGCUCGGACCUUGGAGCCCAUCAGCGAAUCCACCAGGGAAAGAGACCUCAGGAAUGUCGGAAGUGGUGGGAAAGACUGUGCUUUUCUCAAAAGUCAGAGCUGCUUCAAUACCUGCAAAUCUACACAGGAGACAAACUUUACAAGUGCGGCCAGUGCGAGAAGGCCUUCCCUCAGAAGUCACAGCUUUGGCUCCACGAGAAAGUUCACAAAGGAAUCAAGUCUUAUGAUGCGUGUUGGGGGGAAAUUGCCCAGCGAUCAUCUCUUUGGAAUCGCAAGAAAACAAACAGAAGGAAGGAAAAAAAUGAAGAGUGUCCAGAAUGUGGGAAGUGUUUUUCCACCAAGGCAUGCCUGAUGAGACAUCAGACAAUCCAUACUGGCGACAGACCCUAUAAAUGCUCCGAAUGUGAGAAAGGAUUUGUGGAUUUUUCGGCACUUUGCAAACACCAGAAAUGGCACAGAGGAAAGAAACCCCAUAAAUGUGACGAGUGCGGGGACAGCUUUGCCUGCAAGUCCUAUCUUAGUGCGCACCAGUAUGCCCACACAAGGGGGAAACCGUACAAGUGCACAGAGUGCGGGAAGUGCUUCGCUGUAAAGGGAUCCCUUUGGCAACAUCAUAUAAUUCACUCGGGGGAGAAGCCCUUUCAGUGCAUCGAGUGUGAAAUGUUUUUUCAUACCAAAGGAGGCCUCAAACGUCAUGAGAAAAUUCACAAAGGAGUAAAAGAUUACAAAUGUUUAGACUGUGGAAAGACAUUUGUUUAUUCAUCAUCCCUUAGAAACCACUGCAACAUAAUGCAUAUCGGAGUGAGCCCCCAUAAGUGCUCCGAGUGCGGCAAAUGUUUUUGUAGGAAAGCAAACCUUUUGAGGCAUCAGCAAAUCCAUACCGGACAAAAACCUUAUCAGUGUCAGGAAUGUGGGAAAUCUUUUCCUCACAAAGAAUAUCUCAAGAAUCACGAGAAAUUUCACACAGGGGAAAAACCUUACCGGUGUGGGGAAUGCGGGAAGGGCUUCACUCGCAGUUGCGACCGUCGGGAACAUGAGAAGAUUCACACAGGAAGAGGUUCUUAUCAAUGCCCCGAGUGUGGGAAAAGUUUCAGCUGGCGGUCAUCACUUCGGAGGCAUAAGAAAGCACAUAAAAGUAAGGAAAAGUGCCCGGAAUGUGGGAAAGGUUUUUCCCAGAAAUCACAUCUGUUGCGACAUCAGAAACUUCACCUUGGAGAUGGUCCCUAUGAAUGCCCAGAAUGUAUGAAACGAUUUGGGGAUUCUGCUGAACUUCAGAGACACCAGAAGGAGCACAGAGGAGAGAGGCCCUGUAAAUGUGGGGAGUGUGAGAAAUGCUUUGCUCAAAAGGUAGAACUUGAGGAACAUCAGAAUAUUCACUUGGCGGAGAAGCCCUAUCGGUGCAUCGAGUGUGGAACAUUUUUCCGUCGUGAAUCAGCCCUUAGGAGUCACAUGAAAAUUCACACAGAGGAAGUAAUUGUUUUAGAUUGAUAAUUGUAAAUGUCUUCAUUGCAGCCCCUACCUGCCUUCAUUUGUACUCUCAUAUUCACACAUGGGAGUACCCUCAAAAGAGCCUUGCCAAGAAGAGAACCAAGUUUAAUUGCCUUAGGUCAGUGUUGGCAAACCUUUUCGACACCGAGUGCCGAAACGGGAGCGCGCAAGCAUGCGUGUGCCGGAAACCGGAAGAGUAGCUGCCCAGGGUACAUGUGUACCCCAAGCGGCUGCUCUUCCGGUUUCCGGCAGGCGCAUUUGCACCGGCCACCUGAUCUUCCAGUUUCUGGCACGCAUGUGUGUGCAAAGACCAGCUGGCUGGUACACAUGCGCACCCCAGAAACUGAAAGAUCCAGAAACUGGAAGACCGGGUGCAUGUGCAUGCCGGAACCCAGAAAAGCAGCCGCCUGGCACGUGCAGGCGCCCCAGGCGGCUGCUUUUCUGGGUUCCGGUGCUUCUGCACGUGUGAAAACCAGCUGGUCAGUGCGCCAGAACCCGGAAGAACACAGACGAUGGUUCGCGUUCCCGGAGAGAUGGCUCUGCAUGCCACUUCUGGCACGCGUGCCAUAGGUUCGCCAUCACGGCCUUAGGUAAAGGAGCUUAUGGAAGACUGUCUUGUGAUUUCAGGGCAACUAAACAGGAAGUCUUCUUGGAUACAUAUUUACUUCCCGGCCCAUCCUAGAGCUCCUGGUGGUCUCCCAUCCAGCAGUCGUGAGCUUGUUGAACAUUUCAACUUAUUGAAUGGAGUUGAACAUUCAACUUAUUGGAUGGAGAUAAAAGAUGGGAUAAGAGAAUUGCUGGGGUGAAGAUGAAAGAAGAAAAAGAUAAACGGAGGGAAUUUUUUGAUGACUUGGUGGCAAGUUUGGAAGUUGAAAGAACAGAAAUGUCAAUGGGAAAAUUAAAGGAUUCUGAUGUUUUAAAAUGAAUAGUCAACGAGGACGAUAUUCGCAAAAAGAUGAAAACUUGAGGACCAAAUAAAAUUGAUGGGAAAAGCUAGUUUUAAGAUUGAGACAGAAAUAAAACCCCUGAGUAUUUUUAUCCUGAAUAUGAACUGAACGUAAUUUCAAAAUAAUUGAGUUAAGGCAUGGAAUGACUUCAAGAAGGAUAUGUUAAGAGAGAAAAACCACAAUUGCCACCGUCGGGGAGAAUUUUUGUGAUAAAAAGGUAUAUACUGUAUUUUUCGGAGUAUAAGAUGCCCCGGACUAUAAAACGCACCUACCUUUUUGGGGGACGAAAAAAUGAAAUCUGCCUCUGCCUCCGAGCAAUUUGCCUCCUUGCAGCAGCCAGCCUUUUUCAGUUUCAGCUUCAGCACAGCCAGAUUAGCACAAGCAGCUGAUAGAUCGGCCUCCUGAUACCGAGGCUGUGAGAUGGCAAUAGGCAAUGGCAAUCCCUGCAGCCUGAAACAGCUGAUGGUCGGGAGGCCGAUCCAACUGACAAUCAGCUGCUCGUGCUAAUCAGCACGUGCUGAAACUGAAACGGGCUGUUUGCUGCAAGGAGGCAAAUUGCUGGGAGGCAGAGGCCAAAGAGUGGGGGCUGGCGGGCGGGUGGGGCUACAUUCAUGUAUAAGACGCACCUAAAAUUUCACCCUCUUUUGUGUGUGUGGGGGGAGUGCGUCUUAUACUCUGAAAAAUACAGUAUUACCUAGAAUGAAUUUUCUGUUUUAAAUAAUACUUGAUAACCGGUGCAACAAUUUAAGCAAUGGCAGAAAGAUAUAAUAAAGAUCCACCUUCUCUUUAGAUCUACAGCAGUUCUGGCUUUGAAUUGAGCAGGUGGGUUCUGGUGGUGACAAAUUCUUGUUUGAAUGAGGGGGGGGGUUUGUUCCUGUAGCUCUUGAGGAGGCCUUUCUGCCCCCUCCUCAAGAAAGCCAUCGUUGCAUCCUAACACACUGCAGAAUUUUCAUCCAGUAUCGAACCUCCCUUUGUGGGGGAAGGUGGUACCGGUAGAGAUUAUGGUUGUGUGAUAGCUUAAGAGGGCCUUGGGCAAGACAGAUCAUCUGGAUCAUUUACAGUCUGGAUUGAGCUCUGGAAACGGCAUUGUUCCUCCUUUUGGGUAAUCUCAGCCAUGGGUGGGAAGCAGUGGUGGGUUUCCACCGGUUCGCCCUGGUUCAGGCGAACCGGUAGUGGUGGUGGUGAGAGGCUCCGCCCACCUGCCCGGACAUCAUAACGGAUGCUCUGCGCAUACGCAGAAGGUUCUCCACAUGCGCAGAAGCAGCCCCCGCGCACAAAGCAAGCACAUGCACACACUCCCGAUUCUGAACUGUUAGCGAAGAUAAGCGGAGCCCACUACUGGUGCUUUCUAACAUGCUUCUCCUUUAGGGAAAUAUAAUAUUCUACCUUUUUUAAUAUAUCCCAAAAUAUUUCAUUCUUCUAGGAGAGGGGUGGGUGCUAACUUUCUACAAUGAGAAGCAAUCUGCCUUCAAAGAAAAAAAUCAGAAAGUCCAGUUGCCUCUUGGGAAAAAAGCACCUUUCUGACAACCAAUGACCUGGAUGACUGAGAAUCUCCAUAGAUGAGAUGUUGAAUACAUCAUUCAUUUGAUUUGUACUAUGGGAAGCGCCCCCUCCCCAAGAAUGAAAUAUUUUGAAAGAUAUUAAAAAGGCAGAAUAUUAUAUUUUCCUAAAUGAAAAAUGGAGAAACAUGUUUUUUUAGAGGCAGGAAGCAGCCCCAAGUCUCCCUGCCCCCCAAGCAGGAACUGAGGAGGCUGUUUUUUUGGGAAAUGCAGAUUUGGUAAUCCAUUCAGGACAGGAUUAAAACCCCAAGGAAGCAGGCAUCUGUCAGUGUUAGAAGGGACCUUGGAGGUCAUUUAGUCCAACCCCCUGCUCGCGCAGGAGACUUAUGCUAGGGAUUUGAACCGCAGAACUGCCCACCUUUCUAAUCAACAAGCUCAGUGUCUUAGCCACUGAACCACCUAGUCAGGAUUAAUUACAUUUGUUAAGCAAGAUUAAAAAUCCGAGAAAGCCAGCACUCAUUGCAGGACUUCCUAAGACAAACUAAUUUGAAGCAAACUGCAAAAGUAGGUCAAAAGCAGAUUGUUCUUUAGAUAACAGAAAUAUGUGAAGAGAACGGAAAAAUGUCAAACUUCCAUUUUGCAAGUUUUGCAAGCAUUGACAUUUCUUGCAGGAAGCCUGUGACCUCAUCCUGGGAGCAAGAUGUCGAAACUGCUUUUUAGCACAGCAAUAAAAGCCAGUAACGGUUCAAUGCUGAGGCGAUGCUGAUAUGAUGUAUUUCCCUGGUUUUCCUCUAGUUUGUGAGAAGUAUAAGAAUGCUUGUUUGUCCAUAAGGAAAGGGUUCAGAUUUGGCUUUGGCUAUAUCGAUCUGGACCUAUUUUGUUUGCGCAAGUAAAAUACAACUAUGUAUUUUACAUAAAAUAUUGUAUUUUAUAUAAAAUGCUUGUAUAUAUAUUGAUGUGACAAAAUAAAUAAAAUAAAAAAUAAAACUACCUUUGAUUCCGAGAUGUGGGUCUCGUUAUUUCCUGCAACAAAUUAAAAUCGAGUAACA
Molecule: messenger RNA, 5892 nt
Organism: Ahaetulla prasina
Lineage: Eukaryota; Metazoa; Chordata; Lepidosauria; Squamata; Colubridae
Product: zinc finger protein 160-like
Exons: 3
Coding region: 652-2397 (581 amino acids)
Source: RefSeq, a predicted model, not a curated record